Plectropomus leopardus (leopard coralgrouper) is the source of this 1428-nucleotide messenger RNA. It is a transcript of the gene tubd1, whose product is annotated as tubulin, delta 1. Gene Ontology annotation, biological process: microtubule-based process. Lineage: Eukaryota; Metazoa; Chordata; Actinopteri; Perciformes; Serranidae. Gene Ontology annotation, molecular function: structural constituent of cytoskeleton; GTP binding. The record is from RefSeq and is a predicted model, not a curated record. Gene Ontology annotation, cellular component: microtubule.
CGAUAAAACUAUGGAAAGUCUCCACUCUUCCUGAGCGAAAAUGUCCACGGUCACAGUGCAGCUGGGUCAGUGCGGUAACCAGGUGGGUCACGAGCUGUUUGACAUCAUCUGCAGCGAUGCUCAGGAGGGACAGAGGAAGGUGUACACGACAGCCAGCUGUGAGCGCUUCUUUCAUCAAACCACAGACGGAGACCUUAUAGCCAGGGCGGUGCUGAUUGACAUGGAGCCAAAAGUGAUCAACCAGAGUAUCAGCAGGGCUGCAAGAUCUGGCAGGUGGAGGUACGGAGAGACUGCACACUUCAGCCAGAAGCAGGGCUCUGGGAACAACUGGGCUAAUGGGUACUGUGUCCACGGGCCUCGUCACAGAAACGUGGUGGAGGAGCUGGUUAGGCGUGAGGUAGAGCGCUGUGACAGACUGGCCGGACUCAUGGCCAUGAUGAGUGUGGCAGGGGGAACAGGCUCCGGGGUCGGUACUUAUGUUACUCAGUGUCUCAGAGACAUCUACCCCAAGUCCUUCAUCCUCAACCACCUCACCUGGCCGUACGGGACUGGGGAGGUGAUUGUCCAGAACUACAACUCUGUGCUAACGCUGGCUCAUCUCUACCAGCUGUCAGAUGCCAUCCUGGUGCACGAGAACGACACGGUGCACAGGGUCUGCAGUCAGCUGCUCAACAUCAAACACAUCUCCUUCGGUGAUGUCAACAGGGUGAUCGCUCACCAGCUGGGCAGCGUCCUGCAGCCUGCGCUCACUGCUGACUCCCAUGGAGUCUACAGCAGGAAUCCUCUGAGUGAACUGGUUAGCGCCCUCGCGUGCCACCCAGAGUACAAGCUGCUCAGUGUGUCCACAAUCCCUCAGAUGCCCAGCUCCUCCAUCGCCUACAGCACGUUCAGCUGGCCAAGCCUGCUCAAACAUCUGCGACAGAUGCUCAUCUCCAACACCAAGAUGGAAGAAGGUAUAGACUGGCAGGUGCGUCCUCCUGCAGGCUCUGAGCGAACCAGGAGUCUCACAGGACCUAGCUUUAACACGUCUCUGGCCAACCUGCUCAUACUGAGAGGAAAAGACGUCUACAGCGCAGAAACAGGUGGCUUUGAGGACCCCGCCCUGUACGCCUCCUGGCUCUCAUCAGAAGAAGCUUUCAGCUUGUGGAAAUCCCCAGUGCCUUUUAAUAAGUAUGAAAAAUGUGCUACGCUGGUUAGCAACAGUCAGGCUCUGCUCAGCCCUCUGGAUAACAUGGUGGGAAAAGCCUGGAAUAUGUUUGCGUCCAGGGCCUACAUUCAUCAGUACGUUAGAUUUGGGAUCUCAGAGGAAGACUUUCUAGACAGCUUUACAUCUCUUGAGCAAGUCAUUUCCAGCUACCGUCAGCUGAGCUAGAAAUGGGACGCAUCACCUUACCUUUGGACUGUAUGUGAAUAAGCAAAUAACACUGU